This is a messenger RNA of Sceloporus undulatus (fence lizard), 1653 nucleotides long. RefSeq names its product retina and anterior neural fold homeobox (gene RAX). Gene Ontology annotation, molecular function: RNA polymerase II cis-regulatory region sequence-specific DNA binding; DNA-binding transcription factor activity, RNA polymerase II-specific. Gene Ontology annotation, biological process: positive regulation of transcription by RNA polymerase II. Lineage: Eukaryota; Metazoa; Chordata; Lepidosauria; Squamata; Phrynosomatidae. The record is from RefSeq and is a predicted model, not a curated record. The transcript is spliced from 5 exons. Bases 1 to 1134 code for a protein of 377 amino acids.
AUGUCGAAGAGCGGCGGAGAGGGCUGCGGGGAGGCGCGGUGCCGCGGAGCUCGGGGCCGGGGUCCCGGGGCGCGAAGGCCGCCUCCAUGCACCUGCACCAGGCUCCCUGGCAGCAGCAUAGGCCUCCGACGGAGGGGGCGCGGGGGGCUUCUCCCUGGGGGGGACCACUUGCUCCGGAGCCCCGCGGGAGCAGCAGCAGGAGCAGGAGGGGGAGCCCCGGCGUCGAGGCUGCACAGCAUCGAGGCCAUCCUGGGAUUUACCAAGGAGGACCCGCUGCUGGGCCCCUUCCACAGCCCCCCGGAGGAGGAAGAGGGGCAGCAGCAGCAGCAGCAAGAGGCAGCGCCGCCGCCGCCGCCGCCGGCGGGGAAGGAGAAGAGGAGCGCCAGGAGGAGGAGGAAGGCUUCCCCCCAAAGACAGGGGCCCCAGCAGCCCUUCCGAGAUCCCUUCUGUCCCAAACGCUCAGAGGAUUGCUUGAGCCCGGAAUUACCCACUUGCAACAACAGCGACAGCAAACUUUCUGAUGAAGACCAGCCCAAGAAGAAGCACCGGAGGAAUCGGACCACCUUCACCACCUACCAGUUACACGAACUGGAGCGAGCAUUCGAGAAAUCUCAUUACCCUGAUGUCUACAGUCGAGAGGAGUUGGCGAUGAAGGUCAACCUUCCUGAAGUGAGAGUUCAGGUUUGGUUUCAGAACCGCAGAGCUAAAUGGAGAAGACAGGAGAAGCUGGAAGUGACCGCCAUGAAGUUGCAGGAUUCCCCCAUUCUCUCUUUUAACCGCUCCCCACAGCCUUCCACCAUCGGGACCAUUGGCAGCAAUUUGCCCCUGGAGUCAUGGCUGAAUCCACCCAUGUCCAACAGCAGCCCCCUCCAGACUUUACCAGGUUUUGUGGCUUCCCCCCAAAGUCUCCCCAGCAGUUACACCCCUCCACCUUUCCUAAACUCUCCCCCCAUGGGACACACCCUGCAGCCCCUGGGGGCCAUGGGGCCACCACCACCUUAUCAAUGUGGAACCAACUUUGUGGACAAAUUCCCAUUGGAAGAGGUUGACCCUCGGAACACCAGCAUAGCUGCAUUGAGGAUGAAAGCAAAGGAGCAUAUCCAAUCCAUUGGGAAACCAUGGCAGACAAUAUGAGAAGGAAACACUCUUGUCCGUGUGCAUUACAAAGGACCUGCUUACAUCGUCUUUGCAAAGUGAACUCAUUCCUUAAAUCUUCCGUUGGACAGACAAGUCACGGCUGUUACUGUCAAGAGGGAUCUCCUACAUAGAAGUGACCUAAACACUAAAGGGGAGAGCUAGGGAAAGUUACUAUUUUGGACUGCACUUCCCAGAGUCCCUUGGGUACUGGCCUAGCUGGUUGGGGAUACUGGGAGUUGCAGUAUUAAAAAUACCAUCUCUGAGCUCUUCUACAGAGAAGCCAUUCUACCCUGCCAUCCUCCAGUUUAUCUCCACAUUUUUGUGUUCUUUCCCCCUUCCCAUCCUCAGACAAGAUUUAGGGCUUAAUUCUAGUUUUGUUGGUCUGUUGUAUUUUUUAAAAUGAUCUAAUCAUUUGAUAUCCCUGACUUUAUUGGCUGGAUUACAGUAGAGGCAAAGAAAAUUGUUGUAAUCUUCCUAGGAGUAUUUUGUAACAUUAAAGCACAAAUAUUUUCAGAC